CAUAAAGUUUAGAAAAGAUGGAGUGGAGAGUGGAGACCAAAGGGUAUAAAAUGCAGCUACCAAUACCAUCAAGAAGAGUUUAAGGAAAGAAUUCCGGGCAAUAUAUCAAAAUUAUUUCGACGAGAUCGGAAACUUGGGUUUUCCAAAACUUCGAAGGUUUGUUUACGAGUAGUCUAAAUGUUCAUAUGAGCUAACAUAGAAUCUUUUGUAUGUGCUGAAGUCAAGCAGCAACUAUGGGUUCAUACAAAGACUCGUCCUCUAUUGUAGGGUCCCUCACAAAGAAAGAAACAGAAGUACAUUUGCCUCGGUCCACCGGAAUCAAGAACAAAACUCCUGCUACUGUUCAGAUCAGUGCUGAACAAAUUCUGCGUGAAAGCCGUGAAUGCCGAGAAUCUGAAUUCCACCCACCCAAACGAAAGAUUAUUGAUUCAACAGAGCUUGCAGACUAUCGUCUUCAGAAACGCCAGGAAUUUGAGGAUUUGACAUGUAAGGUACGGUCGAAUGUUGGUGGGUUUGUCAAGUAUGCCCAAUGGGAGGAGUCACAGAAGGACUUUGAACGUGCUCGCUCGGUUUGGGAGCGUGCUUUAAAGGUUGAUUAUAGGAAUCAUACCUUAUGGAUAAAAUAUGCAGACAUGGAAAUGAAGAAUAAGUUCAUUAACUGUGCCCGGAAUGUGUGGGAUCGAGCUGUUUCUUUGCUUCCCAGAGUAGAUCAACUGUGGUACAAGUAUAUCCAUAUGGAGGAGAUGCUUGGCAAUGUGGCUGGUGCUAGACAGGUUUUUGAGAGAUGGAUGCAGUGGCAGCCUGAUCAGCGAGGAUGGUGCUCGUACAUAGAGUUUGAAUUGCGUUACAAUGAGAUUGAACGGGCCAGGGCAAUACAUGAGAAAUUUUUGCAGUGUCAUUUAAAGGUUGACACGUGGAUUCGUUAUGCAAAGUUUGAAAUGAAAAAUGGGGACAUUGCUCGAGCUAGGAAUUGUUAUGAGAGAGCUGUUGACAAGUUGGCAGAUGAUGAACAAGCAGAGCAGCUGUUUGUGGCUUAUGCACAGUUUGAGGAAAAGUGCAAAGAGACAGAGCGCGCUAGAUGUAUAUAUAAAUUUGCACUUGACCAUAUACCUAAAGGACGAGCAGAGGAAGUUUAUAAGAACUUUGUUGAGUUUGAGAAGCAGUAUGGGGACAAGGAGGGUAUUGAUGAUGCAAUUGCGAGAAAAAGGAGGUUUCUGUAUGAGGAUGAAGUUAAGAAGAAUCCCUUUAACUAUGACACUUGGUUUGAUUACAUUCAAUUAGAGGAAAUUGUAGGCCAGAAAGAUAGAGUAACAGAAGUGUUUGAGAGAGCAAUAGCCAAUGUUCCUCCAGCUGCGGAGAAACGUUACUGGCGGCGUUACAUAUAUCUGUGGAUCAACUAUGCUUUAUAUGAAGAACUCGAUGAACAAGAUAUGGAGCGAACAAGAGAUGUAUACAGGAAAUGUCUCAAGUUGAUUCCUCAUGACAAAUUCUCUUUUGCAAAGAUCUGGCUUUUGGCAGCUCAGUUUGAGAUACGUCAGUUGAAUCUUAGUGGUGCACGCCAGAUAUUGGGCAAUGCCAUAGGGAGGGCUCCAAAAAAUAAGAUUUUCAAAAAAUACAUCGAGAUGGAGUUGCAACUAGGAAACAUAGAUAGGUGCAGGAAGCUAUACAAGAAAUAUCUGGAGUGGUCGCCAGAGAAUGGCUUUGCAUGGAUCAAGUAUGCUGAGUUGGAGCGUUCUUUGUGCGAAACAGAUAGAGCUAGGGCUAUCUAUGAACUUGCCACAGCUCAACCUGCAUUGGAUAUGUCAGAAUUGUUGUGGAAGGCAUAUAUUGAUUUUGAGAUAGCAGAGGGAGAAAUUGAAAAUACAAGAGCAUUAUAUGAGAGACUGCUUGACAGAACAAAGCAUCUGAAGGUGUGGAUCAGCUAUGCGAAAUUUGAAGCUUCUGCUGUUAUGGACAAUUAUGGCUCAGACAUGCCUGAGGGUGAGGUCCUUGAACAGUUACAUGAAAAGAAGAGAUUGUGUGUUCAACAUGCUAGAAGGAUCUUUGAAAAAGCCCUUAGUCAUUUUACGGUUUCUGCCCUGGACCUGAAAGAAGCGAGAGCUGCGCUCUUGGAUGAGUGGCUUAAUAUGGAGAAAGAUUUUGGUGAGUUUGGUGAUGUUAGUUUAGUUCAAGCCAAGAUGCCAAAGAAACUCAAGAGGCGGCAGCCUUUGAUGACAGAGGAUGGUCCGUGCGGAUUUGAAGAGUACUAUGAUUAUACGUUCCCGGAAGAGACACAAAUGACCAACCUGAAAAUUUUGGAGGCUGCAUACAAAUGGAAGAAGCAAAAAGCUGCAGCUGAUGACAGUCUAGGCUCUUCUCCUUCUCCUUUACCGAUAAUUUAAUUAGAUUUUGCAGUCACAUGUAGAAAGAUAACUGAGAACUUGGGGGGAAAAGAAUUUUCACUGAUUUCACCCAAUGUCGAGCUAUUUUUUCAUGUAAAAUUGUAAUUUGUAAGACAAGGUUGUAUGAAAUUUUCAUUUAGGCUCCGUUUGGUAGGGCGUAAAACAUUUUCAGUGUAAAAUGAUUUUCAUGGAAAACAAUUUACAAUGGAAAACACAGUUCCAAAAUUAGUUUUCCGUUGUUUGAUUUGAUGUAAGAAAAAUGAUGAAAUGAAAGGAAAAUGAAAGGGAAAGUAAGGAGGUAGUGAGAGGAGUGUAUAAGAGAGAUAAGAAAAGUAGUUUUCCCUUCAUUUUGAAAGGAAAAUGGUUUUCCAUCAUUGGGAGAGUAAUUUUACCUCAAAGGAAAAUGGUUUUACACUCUUUUGCCAACCAAACAAUGUAAAACUACAAAUAGAGGAAAACAGUUUUCCGGGAAAACGUUUUACACCCUACCAAACGGAGCCUUAGAGAGUGGCAGUGGCGUAUCCAGGAAUUAUAACAUGUGGGUUCAAUUACUUGAAUGUUAGACAAUUAAAUUAUUUCAUAUGACGCAAAAAAAAAAAAAAAAAAUCAAAGUUUCAGAGAUGCAAAUCUCAUUAGUGAAUAACUAUUUGAGGAAAUUAUAAAUAGUUUCUCAAAUAAACAUCAUUAACAACUUAACUUUAUUUAAGUCUUUUUUUAAAAAUAAAAUGAAGAAUACAGUUGACAUCAGGUAGAAAUAAUAGGUUCACCAGGUAGAAAAAUAGGAGGGGAGAAGAGGAUCAAGUUCAAAACUACAGUAGAUGAAAAAAAGAAGAGAAGAAACGAAAUUUAUCAAAAGAGAAUGACAAAAAUCAAUUUAAAACAUUAAAAAACUGAUAAGAAAAGAAAGGAACCGAAAAUUACAGAGUGCAGAAUUGAACCCGUGUCUUGCAAUGAGAACCACAUCUCUAAGUUCACAGAUUACCACUGCGCCACAAUCAUGCCUUCCUGAAGUUGUUGCAAAAUAUUCUACUUAUUCAAAUCCAUUAUGGGUUCAACUGAACCCAGUGAACCCAUAGUGGCUACGCCCCUGGAGAGUGGAGUGCCAAAAAUGGAUUACAGGUCUUCAUGAUUAUAGUAUUACGAUGAAAAGUCCUGCAAUUUAUGGACCAGCUAUAAGUCAAUUGUUUUCUUAUUUGAUGUAUGGUACUCUAGUCAUUAGUUUAUUAAUGUCUACCUUUGAUUAGUCAUUUCGAGUAACUUAUAAACGAAUUGUUGAAGUCUUAAUGUUUUUUCUUUUCAUAA
This is a messenger RNA of Beta vulgaris subsp. vulgaris (sugar beet), 3683 nucleotides long. RefSeq lists its product as uncharacterized. Gene Ontology annotation, molecular function: protein binding. The transcript has 8 exons. The record is from RefSeq and is a predicted model, not a curated record. Gene Ontology annotation, cellular component: Prp19 complex; U2-type catalytic step 2 spliceosome; post-mRNA release spliceosomal complex. Gene Ontology annotation, biological process: spliceosomal complex assembly; mRNA splicing, via spliceosome. Bases 234 to 2381 code for a protein of 715 amino acids. Lineage: Eukaryota; Viridiplantae; Streptophyta; Magnoliopsida; Caryophyllales; Amaranthaceae.